Molecule: messenger RNA, 651 nt
Organism: Penicillium canariense
Lineage: Eukaryota; Fungi; Ascomycota; Eurotiomycetes; Eurotiales; Aspergillaceae
Exons: 2
Coding region: 1-651 (216 amino acids)
Source: RefSeq, a predicted model, not a curated record
AUGUUUAUUGGCGAUGAGGAUAUUACAGAGGAUGAAAAGGAUUUCCUCGCUCGGGUCCGGAACCUUUCCGACCGGCAAGACGUCAGCUAUACUCGUCUCGUCCGCACUUUCUAUGGCGACCACUCGGAAAUAAGCCUUUCCAAGCUAAUCACCGAAGCUGAGUACGAUGGGAUACUGUUCGAUAAUGCCGAGCUAUACGAUGCUGGGUCCGAUGACGGCCUACAAUCGCUGCACGGUAUCUUGACCCGUAUCCCGCAGAUCAUCGAAGAGACGGUAGACUUUGCCCUCUUCUACAACGACAGGCUGCGGGAAGCCCUUGGGAAGGCUAUAGACAAGGACAUAGCCGAUGCUAACUUCCAUUUUGAGAGGGCUCACUUGGCGGCCAAAUGGGGCCAUGUGCUCAUUUACGAUAAAGAGGCAAAUGAUGGCCCGUGGAAUGUGUUACUGUGGUGGGGCCGAGGAAUACAGGCUGCCGAUGCUAUGUUGCUCUCAGGUCAGGAUGUCAUGCGUACGUGGUGGGAGGACGGCCGCUACGGCGAGGACUGGGAGCCCCAGCAACUUGUUAAGCGAUGGGGCGAGGUUGAGCACGAACCAUCUGAGGAUAGCGCUAGCGAGAGUGCAAUCUGGAUUCGCCUGGGAACCAGCGCGUGA